This is a messenger RNA of Cricetulus griseus (Chinese hamster), 1949 nucleotides long. NCBI's taxonomy places the organism in Eukaryota, Metazoa, Chordata, Mammalia, Rodentia, Cricetidae. The record is from RefSeq and is a predicted model, not a curated record.
ACCCGCGCUGCCGGAAGGAGCAGUACGCUUCUUGGUUCCCCCGGAUUCAAGCGCUGGAGUCGCGAGCUGCAAUGGAGAGUUCUGAGGCUGACUCUGCGGAUGAUACUUCCAUGGACGCAUUCCUGGAUAAGUUCCAGAGCCAACCUUAUCGCGGCGGCUUCCGGGAGGACCAGUGGGAGGAGGAGUUUGACAAGAUCCCCCUAUUUAUGAAGAAAGCACCAUCAGAAAUAGAUCCCAAGGAGUUCCCUGACUUGGCUUGCCUUCAGUCAAUUAUUUUUGAUGAUGAGCGAUCUCCAGAAGAGCAAGCCAAGACCUAUAAGGAUGAAGGCAAUGACUACUUUAAAGAGAAAGACUAUAAGAAAGCUGUGGUUUCCUACACUGAAGGAUUAAAGAAGAAGUGUGCAGACCCUGAUUUGAAUGCUGUCCUUUAUACCAACCGGGCAGCAGCACAGUACUAUCUUGGCAAUUUUCGCUCUGCACUCAAUGAUGUGCUGGCUGCCAGGAAGCUAAAGCCCGGCCACCUGAAAGCCGUAGUAAGAGGUGCCAUGUGCCAUCUUGAACUGAAACACUUUGCUGAGGCUGUGAACUGGUGUGAUGAGGGGCUACAAAUUGAUGCCAAAGAGAAGAAGCUUCUAGAAGUGAGGGCAAAAGCAGACAAGUUGAAGAGGAUGGAAGAGAGGGAUCUGAGGAAAGCGAGGUUGAAAGAAAAGAAGGAACAGAGUCAGAAUGAGGCUCUACUCCAGGCCAUCCAGGCAAGGAACAUCAGACUUGUUUCUGAAGCGGUGGGUAAGGAUGAAGAUUCAGCCUCCGAUGGUCCAGCUGAGAUCUUCCUGGAUGGGCUCAGCUCAGAGAACCCUUGCAGAGCCAGGCUAAGUCUAGAUAACGAAGGCAGACUGAGCUGGCCUGUGCUGUUCCUGUACCCAGAGUAUGCACAGUCCGACUUCAUCUCUGCUUUUCAUGAGGACUCCAGGUUUAUUGACCAUCUCACGGUGAUGUUUAGUGAAGCUCCCUCCUGGGACUCAGAGCAGAAAUAUCACCCGGGUAACUUGGAGGUCUACUUUGAGGAUGAGGACAAGGCAGAGCUAUACCAGGUGUCCCCCUGGAGCACUCUGCUGCAGGUGCUGCAGCACCCCAGGUACUCUGUGAAAGCCCUUACACCAGCAUUCCUGGUCUGUGUAGGAUCCUCUCCUUUCUGUAAGAAUUAUCUCCAGGGGAAAAGGGUACACAGGUAAAGUGGGAGCCAGACCCUGGGAUCCUUCCCUCAACUUCCUCUGCCUGGAGUCUACACACUUGGAUCAGCCAGACAGAUCUAGAGUCAAGCACUUCUCUAUCCCCAGGGACAGUUCCUAGCCUCAGACUGGGGGAGAAGCUGCUGACCUCCCUGAACUGCAGCUUGUCUGGCUGAGUGCUGGGCUCCAGCUCCGCCCUGGUGAGAGCAUCCCUGGGGUCCAUCUCUGAAGGAGCAUCUGCUGCAGUUGCCAGACCAGCUGACCUCAGUGACUCCCUGGCCUAUAGACUGUCUCAGGGCCCAGCCAGUCUUAACCUUUGUGGCAUAGGGCAUAUAUGGAAUGCACUCCUCCAAGGCAGUAACCAACCCUGCAUAGUAUUCUAAGGCUGUAGGGCUGAGACUGGUCCAGUUAUCUCACCAAAAUGGAGGAGAGCUACAAGGGAUGCUGCAGACGCCAUGAGGUGAAUGGAGCCACGAAGCCACAUCUUGUUUCUGCGUUAAUGACUGCACAAACUGGGAUCCUCAGGAUGUCUCAGAAGUCUACCAGUUCCCCUGACCUCCCAGUGUGAGAACUGCAACAGACCAGCAGCCCGAAUGCUUCCCCAGUUCCUCAGCUCCAGUUAUGCUCCGGCCCAGUAGCAGAAUGCUGGGUUAGGUUGUGCACCUCUGUGCCUGGCCAGGGUUUUAUGCCUUUUGAUCUGGAAAGUCUUUGUCUGUUGUA